GGUUCGUCAUUGCUUUGCUCGGCGUCCGGCCUUGCCUGAUUCGAGAGCUCUCUACUUAAGCGGUGGUGAUGGUAUUCUCCUUUUCUAUUUGAUGUCCAAGCAUCCCUAAGAGUAUCCUUUGAGCUAUCACAUAUUGUCCUAUUCGCUCACAGGCAUCUGAUAAGUUGAGACAGGAUGAUAUCACGGCAUUUGGCAAGAGCACCCCGAUUACACCCUUUCUACCCCUCCAGUCACCUCCGACAAUACCGAAACCUCUCCCCCUCAACGACACCACCCAACGACAGCAAUGACCCAAAUGCCAAACUUCCCCCUCCAUCCCCAGACUUCGAUGAGCCAGACUUGGACCUAUCCUCCUACGCCCACCUCCCCCGCAACUUUGGCACAAACCAGCACAUGCACGUCGACGAUGCCCUUAAAGAUCGCCUCCGCUCCCUCCUCUGGCAAUUCCGUGCACCGGUGCGCUACGCAUUCGCCUACGGCUCCGGCGUGUUCUCCCAGGGUAGUAAGUUUGGUGGCGGUAGUGGUAGCGUAGCCGGAGGAAGGAAGCCAAUGAUAGACCUAAUAUUUGGCGUGACUUACACACAACACUGGCACUCUUUAAACCUCGCGCAGCACAGAGAUCACUAUUCAUUCCUGGGCGGAAUGGGAAGCGCGGUCAUCAGUCAUAUUCAAGACGACUUUGGGUCUGGGGUGUAUUUCAACCCUUACGUCGAUGUCGGCGGCACGCUAGUAAAAUACGGUGUGGUAAACCUCGCAACCCUAAUCCACGACCUGCAAACCUGGAACACCCUCUACCUGGCGGGGCGCCUCCAAAAACCGGUAAAAAUCCUCCGCGAUGAUCCGCAAGUGCGCCUGGCAAACCAGCACAACCUGCUAUCGGCAAUCCGCACAGCACUUCUGCUCCUCCCAGAGAAAUUCACAGAACACGAUCUGUACACUACGAUAGCCGGGAUCUCCUAUACCGGCGACCCGAGGAUGAAGCUAUACUCAGAAAACCCGCACAAGGUGAACAACAUUGUCCGCAACCAACUCCCGCACUUCCGCCGUCUCUAUUCUCCGCUCGUAGAACAAUUGCCCAACGUACAAUUCUUGAGCCAGGGCGUAACAUGGAAUGACCCAGCGGAACACAUCAUGCUGGAACAAGACAUGAACCCCCAACGUCGCGCAAAUAUAAUCCGCCGUCUCCCGAAAUCCUUCAGGGAGAAAGUGUACUUCCAGUACCAGCGCAAGUUCGCCAUCCCAGCACUCGACUUCGAAAAAAUGGUUGGCCGAAGUGCUGAUGAGGAACGCAUGCUGAGGCGGGAAGGCGGCGAGUUUGAGCGCAGGAUUGCGGGGGAUUUGGAUAACGUUGGGAAGGUUGUCAACGGCGUUAUUAAGGCAACCAUUAGAUGGCCGAGCACUGUUCAGAGCCUUAAGGGUAUAAUGACUGCCGGGCCACUGAGGAGUUGGAGGUAUUUGAAGGAGAAGAUGGGGAAGUGGUCUACUGCUAGGAAGAGUGUGGGUGGUAUGAGGCGGAAGUAAAGGGGGGGAGGAAGGGAAGUAUCAUAUAUAUUGAUGGGGGGUUAUGACGAUGAAUACCAGAAAUGUCUUGGUUAAGUUAGUCGUUGUACCGGUAUGACCGGAUCCUUGGCCCCCUUUUUUCUUUUCUUUUUUCUUAUUCCCUCCGUUUAAGCGCUGGGUGGGGGAUGAUUUGGGAGCCUUUUAGAGUUUCAUUUCCCUCAGUAUCAUCAGGCAGUGCUAGUCUACUUGCUUGCUUGCUUGUUUUUUGUACAUUUAUUCGGGUACGCUAGAUUGUGUGUAGAAUGAGCAGUAUUAUG
Tuber melanosporum (Perigord truffle) is the source of this 1817-nucleotide messenger RNA. RefSeq lists its product as uncharacterized. The record is from RefSeq and is a predicted model, not a curated record. Gene Ontology annotation, biological process: CDP-diacylglycerol biosynthetic process; cardiolipin biosynthetic process. Bases 175 to 1521 code for a protein of 448 amino acids. NCBI's taxonomy places the organism in Eukaryota, Fungi, Ascomycota, Pezizomycetes, Pezizales, Tuberaceae. The transcript has 3 exons. Gene Ontology annotation, cellular component: mitochondrion. Gene Ontology annotation, molecular function: phosphatidate cytidylyltransferase activity.